GUGAUCGCUCGACUUCUCGGUUGCCGUUGCCCUUUCUCUAUCGAAAAAAUGGCGAAUCGUGGCGGUACAUCUAGACGCGUUCCUGAAAAUGAAGCUGCUAUUACAUAUGUGCAGUGUGAUGGAUUGGCGGUGAUGAAAAUAGUGAAACAUUGCCACGAGGAGUCAUGUAGCAACAUGGAGGUGGCCCAAGGGGCCUUAUUGGGGCUAGUUGUGGAGAAUAGACUGGAGAUCACGAACUGCUUCCCGUUCCCCAAGCAUGAUGAUACAAUGGAUGAGGAAGAAUACCAGCUGGAUAUGAUGCGCAGACUCCGCAGGGUCAAUGUUGAUCACUUUCAUGUUGGCUGGUACCAAAGUGCCGAUGUUGGCAAUUUUCUGAGCCAGUCUCUAUUAGAGUCACAAUAUCAUUAUCAGACUUCGAUUGAAGAGAGUGUUGUAGUCAUAUAUGACACAAAGAAAUCAGCGAGGGGAUUCUUAACACUGAAGGCAUAUAGAUUAACUCCUCAGGCAAUAGCUAUGUACAAAGAUGGUGACUAUACUCCAGAUGCUCUACGCAACUUGAAGAUUGGCUAUGAAAGCUUGUUCAUUGAAGUGCCAAUUGUUAUUCGUAACUCACCGCUGACAAAUAUAAUGAUGUCGGAACUGUCAGAGAUGAUUCCAGAGGAGGAAGGCUCAAAGUUCUUGGACCUAGGCACUGCAUCAGUGCUUGAAGGACAACUUCGCAGUUUAAUGGAACGCGUCGAUGAAUUAAACCAAGAGGCAAUUAAGUUCAAUCGUUAUCAGCAAUUGGUUGUGCGACAACAGCAAGAUAAGCACAGGUGGCUGCUCAAGAGGGCUCAAGAGAACUCUGCUCGUGCUGCUAAAGACGAACCACCGCUACCUGAAGAAGAUGUUAACAAACUCUUCAAGCCUCAUCCGGUACCGCCAAGGCUGAACCCAAUGAUUGUCGCAGGACAGAUCAACACUUACAGUCAACAUAUAAGCCAGUUCUGUUCGCAAAGCUUGGCCAAGUUGUAUCUGACUCAAGCGCUGCAAAAUGCUAAAGAAGCUAAGCAGAACAAUUAGUAUUGUUUUUGGCAAUUAAAAUAAUUGAGCAAUG
This is a messenger RNA of Papilio machaon (common yellow swallowtail), 1096 nucleotides long. RefSeq names its product eukaryotic translation initiation factor 3 subunit H (gene eIF3h). Gene Ontology annotation, molecular function: translation initiation factor activity; metallopeptidase activity; protein binding. The coding region runs from base 49 to 1062 and encodes 337 amino acids. Lineage: Eukaryota; Metazoa; Arthropoda; Insecta; Lepidoptera; Papilionidae. The record is from RefSeq and is a predicted model, not a curated record. Gene Ontology annotation, cellular component: cytosol; eukaryotic translation initiation factor 3 complex; cytoplasm. The transcript has 5 exons.